Messenger RNA from Trachemys scripta elegans, 8549 nucleotides. RefSeq names its product protogenin (gene PRTG). Bases 189 to 3725 code for a protein of 1178 amino acids. Gene Ontology annotation, molecular function: protein binding. The transcript has 20 exons. The record is from RefSeq and is a predicted model, not a curated record. Gene Ontology annotation, biological process: axon guidance; cell-cell adhesion. Lineage: Eukaryota; Metazoa; Chordata; Testudines; Emydidae. Gene Ontology annotation, cellular component: axon; plasma membrane.
UCCUCCCCUUGUCCAUUGAUCAGGGGCUCUCUCGCCUCUUGCACUGUGUCCGUGCGCCGGGGCUCGGCCACAGGGAAAGAGUCCCCGGGAGUGGGAAUCCGCGGCCGAGGGACGGCUCCGGCUCAGAGCGAGGAGAGGCGAAGACGUUGGGGGCACGCGGGGGGAGCAUGCCAGGGAGAGCCCACUAAAUGGCGCCUGUUCCCCAUCGGAUGCUGCUCUGGGCGCUGAUCCUCCCCAUCCCAGGAGUAUGGUGCUUUAGUGAGCUGUUUUUUGUAAAAGAGCCACAGGAUAUAACCGUCACAAGGAAGGACCCAGUGAUUUUAGAUUGCGAGGCCCAUGGCGAAGUUCCCAUUACGAUCACAUGGCUGAAAAAUGGAGCAAAAGUUUCUGAAAAUGAACGGAUCUACACAUUAUCCAAUGGCUCUUUAUAUAUCAGUGAGGUGGAAGGAAAAAGAGGAGAACCAUCUGAUGAAGGAUUUUACCAGUGUUUAGCACUGAACAAAUAUGGGGCCAUUCUCAGUCAAAAAGGUCACCUUACACUAGCAACCAUUUCUGCAUUUGAAGUCCAACCACUUUCAAUUGAGGUCCAAGAAGGUGGAGUGGCUCGGUUUGCUUGUAAAAUAACAGCAAACCCUCCUGCCGUAAUCACAUGGGAAGUGAAUCGAACAACCUUACCUCUAGCCUUGGACAGGAUAACUGCUCUACCAACGGGAGUUUUGCAGAUCUAUAGUGUUGAAAAGAGGGAUGCUGGGAAUUAUCGAUGUGUUGCUACAACUGUAGCCAAUAGACGGAAAAGUGUUGAGGCAGCACUAAGUGUUAUUCCAGCCUUUGACUUGAAGCCAUUCCAGAAACCAGCCAUUAUAGCUGGCCCUCAGAACAUUACAGCAUCUCUUCAUCAGACUGUCAUCUUGGAGUGUGUUGCUACAGGGAAUCCAAAGCCGAUCAUCUCAUGGAGUCGUUUAGACCACAAGUCCAUUGAUGUCUUCAAUACCCGUGUCCUCGGAAAUGGGAACCUCAUGAUCUCUGAUGUGAAAGCGCAGCAUGCUGGAGUUUAUGUCUGUCGAGCAACUAUUCCAGGCACACGGAACUUCACAGUUGCAAUGGCGACGCUCACUGUGUUAGCACCACCUUCAUUUGUGGAAUGGCCAGAAAGUUUAACAAGGCCCAGAGCUGGUACUGCCCGUUUUGCAUGUCAGGCAGAAGGAAUUCCAGCACCCAAAAUGUCAUGGUUGAAAAAUGGAAGAAGGAUACACUCCAAUGGUAGAAUUAAAAUGUACAACAGUAAAUUGGUGAUUAACCAGAUCAUUCCUGAAGAUGAUGCCAUUUAUCAGUGCAUGGCUGAAAAUAGCCAGGGGUCUAUCCUGUCCCGGGCCAGAUUGACUGUAGUUAUGUCAGAAGACAGACCCAGUGCUCCUUGUAAUGUCCAUGCUGAAACGAUGUCAAGUUCAGCAAUUCUGCUAGCUUGGGAGAGGCCGCUCUAUAAUUCAGACAAAGUGAUUGCAUAUUCAGUGCACUACAUGAAAGCAGAAGGUUUAAAUAAUGAAGAGUAUCAAGUGGUUAUUGGAAAUGACACAACUCAUUACAUUAUUGAUGACUUGGAACCAGCCAGCAAUUACACCUUUUAUAUUGUGGCCUACAUGCCCAUGGGAGCCAGUCAGAUGUCGGAUCACGUGACUCAGCACACCCUUGAAGAUGUUCCUUUGAGAGCUCCUGAAAUCAGUUUGACAAGUCGAAGUCCCACAGAUAUUCUCAUCUCCUGGCUGCCGAUCCCAGCCAAAUUCAGGCGAGGCCAAGUGGUCUCGUACCGUGUGUCUUUUCGCCUCAAUGCAGAAAGCACUAUCCAGGUUCUGGAGCUUCCAGGGACCACAAAUGAGUAUCUCCUGGGAGGCCUGAAGCCCGAUAGUGUCUACUUGGUUCGUAUCACUGCUGCGACGAGGAUAGGCUGGGGAGAAGCCUCUCUAUGGACUUCCCACCGGACCCCCAAAGCCACAAGUGUGAAAGCACCAAAGUCUCCUGAGCUGAGUUUGGAACCACUGAACUGUACAAUCAUUACAGUGAGGUGGCAUCAGGACUCUGAGGAUACAGCAACUAUUGAAGGGUACAAAUUGUACUACAAGGAAGAAGGCCAGCAGGAGAAUGGACCAAUUCUACUGGAUGCCAGUGACCUUGUGUAUACUCUCAGUGGUUUGGAUCCCAGAAGAAAGUACCAUGUAAGGCUAUUGGCAUAUAAUAGCAUGGAAGAAGGUUACCAGGCGGACCAAACAGUCAGUACUCCAGGAUGUGUCUCUGUCCGUGAUCGUAUGGUUCCUCCUCCACCACCACCCCACCACCUAUAUGCCAAAGCUAAUACUUCAUCUUCUAUCUACCUCCACUGGGGAAGGCCUGCAUUUACCUCUGCACAAGUCAUUAACUACACCAUUCGCUGUAAUCCUGUGGGGCUACAGAAUGCCUCUUUAGUGCUCUACCUUCAAACGUCGGAAACUCACAUGUUGGUUCAAGGUCUAGAACCAAAAACCAAGUAUGAGUUUGCAGUUCGACUGCAUGUGGAUCAGUUGUCUAGUCCCUGGAGUCCAGUAGUUUACCAUACUACACUUCCAGAAGCGCCAGCUGGCCCUCCGCUAGGAGUGAAGGUGACUUUGAUAGAAGAUGAUACUGCUUUGGUUUCCUGGAAGCCACCUGAUGGUCCUGAAACAGUUGUUACUCGCUAUACUAUCCUCUAUGCAUCUAGGAAAGCUUGGAUUGCUGGAGAGUGGCAAGUGCUACACAGAGAAGGAGCAAUAACCAUGGCUUUGCUGGAGAACCUGGUGGCUGGAAAUGUCUACAUUGUUCAAAUAGCAGCAUCCAACGAGGUGGGAGAAGGACCUUUUUCAAAUGCAGUGGAGCUUGCAGUCCUGCCAAAGGAGACUUCGGAGUCCAAUCAAAGGCCUAAACGAUUAGAUUCAGCAGAUGCCACAACUUAUUCUGGCUAUUACCACCUGGACCAGAAAUCAAUGACUGGCAUUGUUGUAGGAGUUUGCAUAGCCCUGACCUGCAUCCUUAUCUGCAUCCUGAUUUUGAUCUACCGCAGCAAAGCCAGGAAAACGUCUGCUCCUAAAACUAUGCAGCAAGGCACUGACCAGCUGUCACAUACCAGCAUCUCAGUAGCCAGUGCGAACGAGGUGGGGAAGAGUACUGAAGGAAUUGCAGAGAAUGAAGAAUCUUUAUUGCCGAUGAUAGUAGGAAACAGCUUUGUUGAUGCUAAGGGGGGAACUGAUCUGAUUAUUAACAGUUAUGGUCCUAUCUCAAAGACCAGCUGCAAGAAAAGGUGGCUCUUCUUCCAAGAUUCUAAGAAGGUGAAAACAGAGGAGCCUCAGAGAAGAUUUGUCCAAGCUGUGUGCUUGUAUCAGCCAGGCACCACUGUACUGAUCAGUGAAGAUGACUCCCCCAAUUCCCCAGGCCAACAAUCUAAGUUCCAGGUGCCAUUCAGUAUUGUAGCUGAUACAGAGCAUUCAGCAAACAGUGAAGGAAGCCAUGAGACCGGAGACUCUGGAAGAUUCUCUCAUGAGUCCAACGACGAGAUACACCUUUCUUCUGUUACAAGUGUCACCCCACGCACCUCCAGUUCCUUUGUAGGCAGUGACUCAGGUGUGAACGUGAACCCUGUCUUGAGUAACUGUGAAGAGCCUCUGGCUACUGACCAGACUUCUACCUCAUCUCUUCAGAUACAGUGCACGGUACAAAAUUGAAUUACCUAUCCUGACAGUCAUGCCAGACAUCCUCACAAUGUAUGUCUGUUCGAAGGACAAUGAACAGGGAGCCAAAGUUUAUUGUGGAAAGCCUGAUAACCUAUCAGGUGAUUCCGUAUUUCUUUUGAAUGUUUUUUGUUGUUUUUCUUAAAAGUCACUCACUUUGAAUGUUCAGUGGUAAACAAUGUGAAAGGACAGUAAAGAUUUCUGACUAGAGUUAAAAAUAUAUCACUGGAGCAAAGGGAAGGCUGUUGGCCCCUUUGCUGAAUAUCUACCUCAGUUUGCCAAAUGGCAAACUCUGAAUGACAACUGCUUUACCUCAUUUGUAUUAUAGUUGGUCUCAGCUACAUAACUGAUGAUACUUCCUAGUAGGAUUUUUUUGUUUUGUUUUGCUGGAUGUUGUGUGUGUGUGCGAGAGAGAGAGAGAGAGAGAGAAAUCAAAGGAGUUGUAUAGGUAGAUGAACAAGACAGUUUAGCUGAAGCUCUGACUUUAAAAAGAGGGGACCCCUGAGGGGAUUAGAUAAAUGAUUUAACAUGCCUGACCUGAAGAACUUCAAAUGAGAAAACUGUAGGACCAUUACUUUUGAGAAAACUGUGCAUUAGCAUGGGAAUAAUGGAGUUAGUACUUCAAAAUGUUCAGUAACAGCAACAUUGAGUCUUUAAAAAGUAAUUGGACUCUCCUUUUUACCCACUUGAUUGCUAUAUCUUCCAGUGUUCCCAGCCUGCUUAGGACAGUGCCUUUUCCACACAGUUCUGUUGUGCCAGCAGUUGCUGACAAGAUGUAUGUUAAAUCCACAGGGCUCUAGGGCAUGCUGGAUUCCCCACAAAGACAUAAAACUGCUCCUUUAUUGAUGAUUAAUGCUAGAAAGCUUGGAGAAAUUAAUUAGUAUUCAGCUUCCAGCCAGCUUGGAGUGGUGUGAAAACUCUGCCUGAUAAAAACACAUAGAAUAGACAAGUAAUGCUGAAUGUUUCAGUGUCCCAGUACUCCAUAACAGUGGUGCCUUCCAUUAUAUAUAAUGAAAUUACUGCUUUGCCUUAUGCCUUCUUAGCAUUCCUAAAGUUGCUUCGGAGUAUAGAAAGAUGCCUUAAAUGCUUCUUAGAUUUUAUGGGUAAAUUGUGAGAUUAGUAAAUUAUAUUUCAGGUUUACCCAGCUCUGCAGUAUGUCUGAGCUGUUUUUAAAAUGCAGUCCUCUUUCUUGCCUCAAUUUAGGAUGCUAUUAGUGAGGAAUUUUAGUUCAGGGAGUGACUUCAACCACAUGCCAGUCUAAAACUCUAAUUAGGCCUCAAUGAAAAAUAAAAAGACAGAGCUUUAGUUGAAAAGUCUGUUGAAAGGGUGAAUGUUGAUACUGCCUUGUACCCAUACAAUUCCUGUUUUAUACUACCUCCUUUUAAAGUUAUUCUAGUGUUAUUUUUUUUUCCUGUACUCAGGGAACAGUUUGUUACUUUUGACCUGCCUCAGAGAAAUUUGGGGCAAACUGACAGGGUAUCAUGUUUUUGUUUUUAAUGGGCGGGGUGGGGAUGGGGGUCGAAUUCAUCAAUGUCAUAAACUAGUUCAUAUACAGUUCCCCCCACAGUUCAUUUUGAAAAAGAAAAUUAGAUAUUUGUUUAUAUUUUUCAAAAUGUCAAAAAUGUAAGGUCAUGGAAAAACAGCUAGGGUGAAAUACUCAGAAUCAAAACUCGCAUCAGCUUAAUUAACAGCAAGAUUUCACCCUUUAUGUGAUCUGAAUUACUUUUGGCUGCUUAUUUAUGAGUCAGAAGCUAGUCAAAAGCCAUCAAUAAGCCUAGUGUUCUGUUUUUAUUUAUUUUAUUUUUAUUUUUAGGUGAAGCGGCCUGUAGUUACUGUAGAUCUUUAGCUUGUAACUGUUUGCUCGUUCUGUACCAGACAGUACAUGUUCACCUUUUCAUAGCGUUGUUGAAAGAAAGGCUUUAAAAUAAUAAUCUUGUACCAAAGAAUUUUCUGUAGGGAAAAAAAAGAAAACUGCAUAUUAUUUUCCAAAAAUAAUUGAAUUUAGUUAAAAACUAUAGAUUUGAAGAGCUGAAUACAUUUUAUUGUAUAAGUAGUUACUAACAAAAAAAAAACAAUAGGGCUUCUAUUGAUUGUAGUAGUUGAUUGCAUAGUUUAGUUGUAUGCUUCUACAAUUUUUAACUACCUUAUUGUUACAAGAGCCUUUAAGGAAAGUUAUAAUAAUAUCUUACCAGCAGAUAUCUCCAAAGACUUCCAAGUGUAAUUUGUUUUUUUUUUCUUCAGCAUGUAGUUCUUCAACAAUACAGUAUUAGAUAAAAUAUUUUUGAAUAGUUUGUAUCUACUCGCUGAAGAAAAAGAAAACCUUUUCACCAAAGAUUUAUUUUUUGGUCUCAUCGGGCAAAAUAUUUAGUGUACAGCAAAGUACUGUUUCUAGAUAGCUAAAAUGUGAAUUCUUUGAAAAUAGAUAAGAAUGUGUAACCAUAGCAUGAAGUUUCACACUUUUUCUUUCAGAUUAGCCUUAUUUUAGUGUUUCACUCAAAAAGGGCUGAUAUGCAAAGGGUAACUAUUUUUCUUCUCCAAAGACUUGUUUGCUGUAAGUACUGAUACACGGAUAUCACUUUUAUGCCAUACAUUACUAUUAACUCUACUCCUCAACUUUUCAUGCCAAAGAUCAGUUACAUAGAUUAACCUGUGAAUAAUCAGAGAGGAGCAGAUUAGAUACCAGUAUUUUUCAGUCUGAUAGAGAGUCUAGCUAGCCUCAGUAGCCAAAGAGAUCAAAGUAUUAAAUUUACUAAAGAGCAAUACAUCCACAGUGCUGUUUAUCCAUAUGUUGUUAUUCAAGUACUUUUUAUCAGCAAAUGAAGAAAACCAAAGAUAUUUAAGGUUACCUCAGCAUAUAGGCAAACUUAGUUAGGCAAUAAAUUGUUCUGUCUUUUUCUUUGUUUUAUGUUAACCAAAUAUAAUGUGUAUCUCCAGAACCUAGCCCAUAUGGACACACUUCCCUUUACUUUGUCAUAAGCCUAAUCCAAACUAAUAUACAUUCUUACUAUGGAACAAAGAGCAUGAUCACAGCAAAGAUUUAUGUGGCCUGAUGAUAAUUUGGACUCUAUCACAAAAAUAGUAUUUUAUGAGAAACAAAUUUUCUUACAAUUCAGGAGAAGCCUAGUGUGAGCAAGGUAAUUCCUACGCAUAUGGUUUGAUGCUGUUCCCAUUGAAAUCAAUGGCAGAACUCCUAAGGACUCCAGUGGGAGCAAAAUCAGACACACAGUUUAAGUGUUGUGGUAUCCUUCAGGACAUAGAGCCAGUAAGGGUGCAAUAUGAUUAAUGAUGUAUGUAAUUACUUUGACAGUUAUAGGAAUUAACUUUCAAAUACAUUUAUGAUUCUUAAAGGGCAGUUUUCAUAUGCAGACUUUGUCCGUUCCAUUGGCCAUAGAAAUGUGUGACAAAACUCUAGAGGCAAAAUAAUCAUAGAAUAUCCAGAAAUUUUUUUUGUCUGUGUCCACAGAUCCUGGGUUCUGGAGAUGAGAAAACACCCAUUCUCUAAUUAUGAAUUUUACUGAGUAUGUUUUGGAAGAUGAACAUAAAUGUGGAAUUUUCUGUUACACCAUGUGAAUUGAUUUUGUUAAAUGUGUUAAGAACUAAAGAGCCAUGGCUGGUGUAAUGAGCGUAUGUGCAACCCUUGUAUUUUAAAAAAAAGAUUCAGUUGAAGAGACUUGGAAGCUUGCAUGUAAAAAUUUACAGAGAAAAUCCUAACAUUGACUGAGUGGAUUAAUUAAUUGGGAGAAACCAAAAGACCCAGCAUGCUUGAGGCUGCAUUGAUUUAUUUUCUGUGCAUUUCAGAAACCAUGAAAGUCUUUCAAUUUCCAGCUUUCAAGAAUUCUCCUGGAAAACUGGAGAACGCUUUCAGUUUUCCCUUGUGGAAUUGCUGCAUCUCAACUGAACUUCUUUUUCACAAAUCUGUUCUUGUAAAAGAAACUGUAAAAUCUACAUUUAUAAUUUUAUUAACUGACUGCGGGCUUAUCUACACUGUGCCACAGCGCAGACUGUGGAGUGUGUGAAUUGAAUUGCAGAGCGCACAAAGUCUUGUGCCCUAGCUACCUCCUUCAAACAGCACUACAUAAUAGCAAACUUAGGUACCUUUUAGUUCAGACCAGCAUUGUCCACAUAGACCAGUUAGAGCAUAACACUUCACAACUCCAUAGUCCGCACUACGGUACAGUAUAGACAUCAGUUUACUGAGCUGCUUCUUCGCAAACAUAUGGGAUUUUGACAAAGAGAAAGUAUUCUGAAGUGUGUGUACCAGUUUACAUUAUUUUUAACACUCUUUUGCUCUGUGUUUUUAUCCCAUUGCUUUAAACUAAAGACUGAAUCCUGUUUGUCUUGCUCACAUAGGCCCUGCUCCUGCUCCCAUUGAAGUCAAUGGCAGAAUUCACAUUAAUUUCAGUGGUGCGGGAUCAGGCCUAUAAAUAGUUCCGUUGAUUUCAGUGGGAUUAUUUGCAUGAUGUGAACAAACAGAAUUGGGCCUUAAAAACUGUAUUUCAGUGUUCUACAUAUACUUCAAAGGGCCUAAUUCUGCAAUCCUGUCUCAGGCAAAAUUGCCAUUAAAAUCUGAGUAAGAGCUGCACGAUCAUGUUCACUCCAUUUAUUGCAGAGGGAUUGUUGUUCAUAACAUCACUCUGAGUUGGUGGCAAAACUCCCAUUGACCUCAGAGGGAGCGGUAUGCAGCAAUCAAGAUCAUUGUAUGAAAGUCUUCUGAAAACACAGCCUAGCAGGGCCAGGUUCUGAUCUCAUUUGCACUGGUGUAAAUCAGAAGUGAUUUCACUAACGUCAGCAAAGUUACUUUGGAUUUACUCUGAUACA